Messenger RNA from Dromiciops gliroides (monito del monte), 1601 nucleotides. It is a transcript of the gene C2H14orf132, whose product is annotated as chromosome 2 C14orf132 homolog. The transcript has 2 exons. NCBI's taxonomy places the organism in Eukaryota, Metazoa, Chordata, Mammalia, Microbiotheria, Microbiotheriidae. The record is from RefSeq and is a predicted model, not a curated record. Bases 52 to 624 code for a protein of 190 amino acids.
CCAGGGCCUAGCCAGAGGUUGGGGCUGAACAGCUCCGUAGGAGGCGGUCACAUGGUAGGGAGGGAGCAAGCCCGCCUUCUCCAGGAGGACCCUCAGCCUCAACUCUGCCAGGCCAGCAGCCACGCUGCUCAGAGCCCAGGAGGUGCACGGGGCUCCCGGACCAACCCUACCAAGCUUCGGGGACUGGUGAGACAGGUGCCAUCGUGCGGGGCAAGAGCCGAAUCAGCCACCAUCUCCUACUCCCCCCCUCCAAACCCCAGCAGCUGGAGCUGCAGCAGCAGCAGCAGCCGUGACAGUAGCAACAGCAGAGAAGGCAGCGCCGGUGGCGGAGAGAACAGCGAAGACAGCAGCCACACCACCAGCAGCAACACCAUGGAUCUUUCAUUUAUGGCAGCCCAGAUUCCUGUUAUGGGAGGGGCUUUUAUGGAUUCACCAAAUGAAGACUUCAGUACCGAAUACUCUAUGUUUAACUCAGCAGCCAAUGUCCACACAGCCACUUUGGGACCAAACCAACUGGAAGAGCCACCUCGUUCUUCCAAUGAUGCCAUCUUAUUAUGGAUUGCCAUAAUAGCCACCAUUGGGAACAUUGUGGUGGUAGGCGUUGUCUAUGCCUUCACCUUCUGAGAAAAACAGAUUGAGCAGCUGGUGAGCAAACUAAGCAUGAGACCUGACACUGCUAAGUGGAAGGGAGUGCUGGAAAUCACAUGUGUAGCAGAAUCCUGCUGGCAUGGACAGUCAGUAACUAUAUGUGCUUCUUUACCCCAUCCUCAUAGAUAGAAUUAGGCCAUGCUGUGCCUAGAUACUGGUUGCCUCAUCAUUUAGUUCUCACCAAGGUCUAGAAAUGAAAGUUGAAAAACAGGGCCAGCCUUCAAUUUUUUAAAUUGUCCUUUCAAAGCCUGGUGGUAGAAGCUUGAAUAGUGCUAAAAUGAGUAUUGUACUUUGAACAUCCAUAGUUUGAUUUUAACAGGCAACUGCUAUGCCUUCUAGAGGCUCAAGGUUCAUUUAUAAAACUAAGGAAAACAGAUUAAAUUAUACAUUUUUUCUACUUUUUUCUCUUCCAGGUGGAUUUUCUGUUCUUUUGUGGGUAGAAAGGGGAAAGUACUUCCUGCCACCACAAAAUUUAAGUUAUACAUUACUCAAAUACUAAUAUUUUUAUGAUGGAAAUAAAGAUGUUUUCUAUCUCCUUUUGAAAAUUAGAGAUUGUUGUAAAUAGAUACUACCUUAAAUUUUUUGUGGUCCAAACCCUUCAUUUUCCAAAUUUGAAAACUGAGGCUCAUACAUUUAUUGCCUAAGGUCACAUAACUAAAUCAACAGUAGAACAGAGACCAGAACCCAGGUUUCCUGGUUUCUCAGCAGCCACUACUAUUUCCAUUCCUUAGCUUCUCUUUCAGGAAAGGAGAAACAGUGCUUGAUGAGUUGAUUCAAGGAUGCUUAAAAUUUUACCACAGAAAGGACAGCCACACUAGCUACAUACAUUUCAAAGUUUGAAGUGAUCAUGAUAUGAUUUGCUAUUUCUUGAACAUACUUUUGAAGUAUUUUUGAGGGAGUGAGGUAAUGGGGUUAAGUGACUUGCCCAGGGUCACACAGCUAGUACGUGUCAA